CCUCAUUGACACCUAGCUGAUCUCACAUCUACUCUCAGCAUGUCCUACGGCUGCUGUUCUGGAAGGUUCUCCUCUAGAUCCUUUGGGGGUCAACUGAACUACCCCUACUCCUCCUGUGGCUCUUCCUACCCCCGCCACCUGAUCUACAGCACUAACUUCUGCUCUCCCAGAACCUGCCAUGUGGGCUCCUCUCUGCACAGCGGCUGCCAUCAGAACUGCUUCCAGCCCAUCAGAUGCCAGACUUCCCACGUGGUGCAAAGCUCCUGUCAGCGGCCCAGCUACAGCUCCAGGGUCUCCAGCCUCUGCAGUCCCUGCAGGACCACAUAUGCUGGCUCUCAGGGCUUCGGGUCCGGCAGCUGUCACUCCCUGGGCUAUGGGUCAAGGAGCUCUUACUCACUGAGCUGUGGAUCCAGUGGCUUUAGACCCCAUGGCUUCUCUUCCCUGGGCUAUGGGUCAAGGAGCUUCUACACUUCAGGCUGUGGUCUCAGUGGCUUCAGACCUGUGAGAUGUGGAGUCCGCCGCUACCCUUCCUUUGGUUAUGGAUCUGGAUUCUGCCAACCAUCCUGUGUGACUUCUAGAAACUUCAGUUCUUCUUGUAAAAGGCUCACCUGUGGAUCAGCCAUCUAGAGAUCAAGUCGCUGAACUUCCUGAUUAUAAGUAAACCUCUCUCUGCAUCCUUUCUCUGGCCACACCGGGUCUAUUCAACUAAGAAAUUAAUGAAUAAUCAAAU
Molecule: messenger RNA, 730 nt
Organism: Phodopus roborovskii (desert hamster)
Lineage: Eukaryota; Metazoa; Chordata; Mammalia; Rodentia; Cricetidae
Product: keratin-associated protein 13-1
Exons: 1
Coding region: 40-627 (195 amino acids)
Source: RefSeq, a predicted model, not a curated record